CUGCCCUCUCAUGCUCUGGCUGGCCCAUGCCAGGAAGCUCGCGACUCUCCCCCCCGCUCUGAGACAUGCUCGCUGCUACAGCGCACGCGUGAAGGAUGAUUCCAGGUGGCCGGGUUGGGAUGUGGUAGUCGGCAUCGAAGUACACGCACAGAUCAAGUCGAGAAAGAAGCUAUUCUCCGAUGCGAUCACGUACAGCGGGCUAGCAAACGUCUCCGUCUCUCCCUUCGACGCCGCCUUCCCGGGGACAUUACCUCGUCUGAACCCGAAAUGCGUCGAGCUCGGCGUGAGGACCGCAGUCGCGCUGAACGCCAACGUGCAGCGCCGCUCUGCCUUUGACCGGAAGCAUUACUUCUAUGCUGACCUCCCGGCGGGUUACCAAAUAACCCAGCAUUAUGCACCAUUUGCUACCGGCGGCCAACUUCAACUCGAGAUAAAUGACACAUGCGUUCGUAUCAAGCAGAUCCAACUUGAGCAGGACACGGGGAAAUCUACUUUCGACCCAAGGAACCAGGAGUCCUCUAUAGACCUGAACCGCGCUGGGGUCGGUCUCAUGGAGAUAGUCUCUGAACCUGACAUGCGGUCACCAGAGGAGGCUGGACAGUAUGUACGCGCUCUUCAAGCAUUGCUGCGCGCCGUCGGAUCGAGCGACGGGAACAUGGAGCAGGGGUCACUACGGUGUGACGUGAACGUCUCGGUCAACCGACGAGGUGAACCGCUCGGGACGCGUUGCGAGAUCAAGAACCUCAACAGCGUUAAGUUCAUCAUGGUAGCCAUUACCUCUGAGGUUCGCCGGCAGAUCGCCCUCCUUGAGAACGGUGGCUCCGUCUUGCAGGAAACGCGUGGCUUCAAUGAAGAUAAAGCCGAGACCUACUCAUCACGUAGCAAAGAGGACGCGCCCGACUACAGAUACAUGCCUGAUCCGAACCUGCCGCCAUUGCUCAUCGGCGAGACGUACGUCUCGCAAAUCCGAGAAACGAUGCCAGAACUCCCUGACGCAACACGAGCGCGUCUGCUCGGGCUGGGGUUGUCGAGGAGAGACGCGGAUGUCCUCAUGGAUGUUGACUCCGGGCGGGAAGUCAAGGAUGACGGAGUCUUGGCCCCUGGCCCGGUCGCGUACUUCGAUGAAGUAUCGCGCGGUCGUGAUCCCAAGGUCGUCGUGAACUGGAUAACACAUGAACUCCUCGGCCAACUGGCCUUCCGCGAAAAAGCCUUCUCCAACAACCCCAUCGACGCCAAACAAAUGGGAGAACUGAUAGAUUUGGUGCAGAGCGGGAAAAUCACUGGAACGGCGGGCAAGACACUCCUUCGGCAUAUGCUGGACAAUUGCUCUGCAGAGAUGCCUGCUGAAUUGGCUAGCGAGUUGUCCCUGAUUGCUGAUGACGGCGCCGCGCUACGAAAAUGGUGCACGCAAGCUAUCAAAGCUCUGACUCAAGAAGCGGAUGUGGUGCGUGGCGGAAAUGUGAAUGUAGUCAACAAGAUCCUCGGGCAUGUGAUGAAGGCGAGCAAAGGGAGAGCAGAUGCGAAAGCAGCGAGAGCGAUGUUGCUUAAGCUGCUGAAGGGGGAGGAGCGUGACAGACCGAAGGGCGAAAAGCCUGGGGACAGCUGAUGUGUAAAAUCGUAUUGUUACACCCCGCUUGCUAAUCUUACAGGUCUUAUGGCGAUGUCUA
Molecule: messenger RNA, 1667 nt
Organism: Rhodofomes roseus
Lineage: Eukaryota; Fungi; Basidiomycota; Agaricomycetes; Polyporales; Fomitopsidaceae
Product: Glutamyl-tRNA amidotransferase B subunit
Exons: 11
Coding region: 11-1606 (531 amino acids)
Biological process (GO): glutaminyl-tRNAGln biosynthesis via transamidation; mitochondrial translation
Molecular function (GO): glutaminyl-tRNA synthase (glutamine-hydrolyzing) activity
Source: RefSeq, a predicted model, not a curated record